AUGAGUUCAUCCAUCCACAGGGUCGUGAAAGGCCGUGGGCCCUGGUGGCGCCGAUUGUCCCUCAACGUGUUCCUCCAGUCUGGCCCACUUUCCGCCCAGCCAAGUAACUCCGCCACAAUACCCUCUGCCUCAAAGCCAUACCAUGCUCUGUCUUUUUCGCCCGAGCGUUCUCGAUGGAACGCAUCCGCGCGGCUGGAAACAACGGCGCAACAAGCAGUGGUGCCAUACGGGCCUUCUCGAGAGCACUUCAGGGUAUUCCCCCCGGCAGCACGGUAACGGCACUGAGAGGGCAGCGACAUCUGCAAAAGCGACACGGCGGCCCCGGCCUUCCAUGCGGUUCUGCCAGUCAGCCACCUGCUCUGCCCGGGAGAGGAAGAUAUAGGGUCGUCGUCUCAAAGCGGGAGAGAAGACCCUCAGAGCCGCCUGGCCAGCUCCAUACACACAUACAUACACACAUACAUGAGGCGAGCGCGGCGCCGCCACCAAGAAAUACGCCAAGAAAAAGACUUCAGUCGUCAGUUUGU
Volvox carteri f. nagariensis is the source of this 524-nucleotide messenger RNA. RefSeq lists its product as uncharacterized. The annotation marks the transcript as partial. The record is from RefSeq and is a predicted model, not a curated record. The transcript is spliced from 4 exons. Lineage: Eukaryota; Viridiplantae; Chlorophyta; Chlorophyceae; Chlamydomonadales; Volvocaceae.